AAAAAAAAAAAAAAAGAUAUGAAACCAAACAGGGCCUUCUUGACCUUAAAAAAAUGAGAAAUAUCUCGAUUGUCUUCGCCGCUUUGCAACACAUAUAUUGGAAACCCUAGAGAGAGAUCCGUUGAGCUCUGUUUUUCGUUUUGUUCUCUCUCUAGAAUCUGUAACUCAUAGCUGUUGCCUAUUUCAAGAUCCGUGAUGCAGUGGCUGAGAUUUCCCUGAUUCAAGAUCUGGAGAAAUCGAUCGGUUUCCUCCGUGGAUCUUCGUGGCUAAUUUAACAUUAAUUGUUGGAUUAGUGACCUGAAUUGACGAAUUUCGCGGUUUCAAUACGAUAAAUUUAUUUUGUUUUAUUUUAUUUUUAUUUUUUUGGGGGUUUUUGCCGAGGAAUGCCGCUCUUACCGAAAACAGAUGCGAUCCUAAUUCGCGAGGUAUGGAACGAAAAUCUCGAGGAGGAAUUCAGCUUGAUCCGCGAAAUCGUCGAUGAUUACCCGUACGUCGCCAUGGACACCGAGUUUCCAGGAAUCGUUCUUCGCCCGGUGGGGAAUUUCAAGAACAGCUACGAUUACCAUUACCAAACCUUGAAGGACAACGUUGAUAUGCUGAAGCUGAUUCAGUUGGGUCUGACAUUUUCUGACGAGCAAGGCAAUUUACCCACUUGUGGAACCGACAAGUACUGCAUUUGGCAAUUCAAUUUCCGCGAGUUCAAUGUCAACGAGGACGUCUUCGCCAAUGAUUCCAUCGAGCUCUUGCGCCAGAGCGGCAUUGAUUUCAAGAAGAACAACGAGAAGGGAAUUGAUGCCCAGAGAUUCGGCGAGCUCCUGAUGUCUUCGGGAAUCGUGUUGAAUGAUAGCGUUCAUUGGGUCACUUUUCAUAGUGGGUAUGAUUUCGGCUACUUGCUUAAGCUGUUGACUUGCCACAAUUUGCCUGACACACAAGUUGGAUUCUUUAAUUUGAUUAACGUGUACUUCCCGACGGUGUAUGAUAUCAAGCAUUUGAUGAAGUUUUGUAAUAGCCUUCACGGUGGCUUGAACAAGCUCGCCGAAUUAUUGGAAGUGGAAAGGGUUGGUAUAUGUCACCAGGCCGGUUCAGAUAGUUUGCUUACAUCUUGUACAUUCAGGAAACUGAAAGAGAAUUUCUUUAGCGGUUCUAUGGAGAAGUAUGCUGGUGUCUUGUAUGGUUUAGGUGUUGAAAAUGGACAGAGUACUCAGAAAAAUUAAAAACUUAUAAAAAAGAAAAAAAGAAAAAAAUUAUUAGAAAGUUGUUUGUUUGAUUGUAUGUCUGUGCCUGAUAGGGUCGCAUCUCUAUGUACACUUUUGGCAACAAGUUUCUUAAUUUAUGUAUUUUUAUGAUUA
This is a messenger RNA of Ziziphus jujuba (common jujube), 1349 nucleotides long. RefSeq names its product probable CCR4-associated factor 1 homolog 6. Lineage: Eukaryota; Viridiplantae; Streptophyta; Magnoliopsida; Rosales; Rhamnaceae. The coding region runs from base 384 to 1214 and encodes 276 amino acids. The transcript is spliced from 2 exons. The record is from RefSeq and is a predicted model, not a curated record. Gene Ontology annotation, molecular function: nucleic acid binding; poly(A)-specific ribonuclease activity. Gene Ontology annotation, cellular component: CCR4-NOT core complex; CCR4-NOT complex; P-body.